AUGGGAAAGGAAAGCGUAGAGGCUCGCCAGAAGUGGAUUGACAUUCAAUUGCACACUUUCACCAACUGGAUUAAUGAACAGGUACACUUUUUCGUUUUGCAAAACACUUCUGUAGUAGCUAAAAGUGGCCGAAGGAUAAUUCGCGCUUAUCUCCCGCCUGACUAUACAAAUUCAAAGAUGUGUACCAUACCUGCCAAAGUGUUUGCCCGUAUUUGCCAAUCCACUUGGCGAAGAGUCCGUUUUCCCAAAGUAACUGUCACCGUAUUUGUCCAUGUCCAAAAGAUUUUCGCCGUCGCCGUCCAUUUCCGCUCACCCGCUUCUGUUGUGAUAAGAUGAUUUGUAGUAUGUAAAUCAGCGCAUGUACACACGCGCUUUUCGACACAAAAUGGGAGUAGGAUAAUCAGUUCCACAAAUAAUUAGCAAUAUGUUGCGACGUUUGGGAAAGCAACAAUAGUCCAGGGUGUGUAAUUGUGUACACAAUAUAUAUUUGCGAAUAUUUGCAGCUUCAAGGAAAUGUGAUUCAAGAUUUGACACACGAUUUGUCGGAUGGUGUUAAUCUCAUCAGACUGGUUGAAAUUCUCCAAGGAAGACGGUAUUAUGGAAAGGUCUACGAUCAGGAGCCCACGGAGAUUCAAAAAUUGAUGAAUGUUCAAAUGGCGCUGGAUGCGUUACGAGAAGACGGAGUGAAAACUGUGAACAUUGGAAGUCAUGACAUUGUGGACGGCAAUGAGAAACUUAUACUUGGCCUCAUCUGGUGCCUGGUUCAAAGAUACCAAAUUGCCUGUAAAACAAAAAUUCCUCCCAAAAAACUUGUGAUGGCGUGGAUACAGGUUUGUCGUUUUGCCAGUAGUAAUAAGAUUUCAAAACAUGGUUUCUGAGUCAAAUUUUCCCAAAAUCGUGACUUUUUGUACAUGAUUUUGAGGCCAGGCCGAUUUUUGACAAGUUUCAAAAAGAAAUUCAGAGUGCGUUACCUGACCUGAAGCUCACAAACUUCCGAACCAAUUGGAAUGACGGAGUAGCUCUCGCUGCUCUUCUGGAGUAUUGUCAGCCUGGAUUGUGCCCGGAGUGGAGGAGUUUGGAUCCAUCGAACUCUCUAGAGAACUGUGAAAGAGCGCUACAUCUGGCAGAACGGUAUCUGGAAGUUCCUCGGAUCAUCUCAUCCGAUCAUUUGUCUUCUCCACACUUGGACGAACUUUCCUGUCUCACCUACCUCUCUUAUUUUAUUACAAAAGGAGCCCCAGGGUACCGUGCCACGUUGAAGAAAGUGUCAAUGGUACGGUGAUCCUCAAAGUGAACCUUAUUCAGACGUUCAUUUGCAGAUACUUCCCGAUUGCAACGUCGAAGAUCUGGAGCACUCGUGGAGUGACGGGUUCCUCCUCGCCCAUCUCGUCGAAGCGUGUGGCGGCGCUGUUCCCGAGCUCGAGCAAAUGCGAUUCGAAAGUUUGAACGAUUUUGUUGAUAACGUCGCCGUUGGUUUGUUGUUUUUUGCAUUUACCGGUGAGCGUCAUCAUACAUAUUUUGCCCUUUUCAGUGUUGAACGCGGCGGCAGACAUUGGUGUUGGAUCGCUUAUUGGCGCCGAUGAUAUUGCGGACCCGCAAGGAGAGCAUUUAGGUGACUAUACGUGUUUACACGAGUGCUGCAAACUUUUUAUUAUUGUGUCUGACUUUAUGGCACCUCUGUGGACUCUUAUCAAGUGGAACAGGUGCUCAAGUGCAUAAUCAAAACUGACAAAGAGAGCGGACAAUAUUCAUAAAUGGAAAACAUUUAAUUUGCGUUUUAUUUCAGGUACAAUGGCCCUCGUCGCUGCUUUGUGUUCGAUUCCUUUGGAACAAACGACAAAUUACACAGAUUGCUAUGUGAAUCAGCAGGUAACAAAACAUGUGGCGCGGAAAACUUCCAAUAAAAUUUUACACACAGGUUAAUUUGGACCUCGCGUUCACGAGCGGAAGCGAAGUUCGGAUGGAGGAGUUGGAUGUCCGAGGUUCGAUUUUUUAACUGAUUUCAAGUUCAUCAAGUUCACACUGUCUUUUUCAGUUUUCGGUCCGGAUGGCCAGGUAUUCUCCAACGACGCAAUUCGACUCCGCAAAAGUCGGACCACUCAAGGAGCAAACUUGUCUCUAAUUCCCGUCGAGCCCGGAUUUCUACAAGUGAGUUUUUGACGUUUCCAUUUCCUUUUCUGCUGACAUGAACGAAACGAAACGAACACGAACACGAUGCGGAAUAUUCAUCGUUUUAUUGUCCAAGUUUUGUGUGGUGUCGCCGUCUCUCUCGCACUCCGCACUCUCUAGUCUCCAUUUUGAAACCAUUCCGGCACCCCAUACAAUAUGUGAGAAAAUACACAGUAUAAAACUGAUGACACUUUUCCGGAAAAACGAAACGAUGCCGAUACCGACACCAUCAUUCUUUCUGUAUUUGUAAGACAGUUCUUGAAAACCUGUCAUCUGACUAUAUUUUUCUAGUCGAUUCACCCCAAAAAUGCGGUUGAAAGUAAAGACCCGAGUAGAGGUAUGUAUGUGCUUUUCGAGUCUGCGUAUCCAUUUAUAAUGAGAAAACCACGUAUUGUUGGUAGUACGCCAAACCAAAACCAUUUUUGGACCAUGGCCUCAUUCGAUCAAAAGAUAACAUAAAUGGCGCCCGGGGAGAAGGAAAAUAGAAAAAGAAAAGAAAAAGGAGAUGGGCGUCUUGAGUUGUGACUCAUAAUGACUUUUCUUUUCUUUUCUCACUUAUUAAAGUUUUGCCGUGACGGCUAACAGCACAAUUUGCCGAGCGACAGAACCAACAAAAAACAAACAGUUUUCGAUCUCUUAUUAUCGGAUUUAUUAACAGUUUGUUCAAAAACAACUAGUUGCGCCUGUUCCAUACCAAAUCCGCCUGCACUUUUACUUUUUCAUCAUUUCACUUUCCAACUUUUGCGUUCAGAUCACGCGCGCCAAAAGGUUGUAAGUGAGUGUAUACAACCGUUUUCCGUUCAAUUCGCCCCAUUCAAAGGCAGGCAGCAGGCAGCAGCAUUUCCGUUUGCCGCAUCACUCUCCGCAUAUCUCUCCUUUCCUUGACCUCGGACCGCCGACGCAUGCGUUCGUCGCUUACCGCAACAUGAUGCGCGGUGGACCUGUUGUUAUUGUGUACACGUGAUCCGUGUGUUCUAGCCUUUAGCCAGACGCAAUUACCUUUUGCCGGGGGCCGGGUAGCCAUCACGAAAAAGUUGAUCUUCUUCUUUUCCUCCGAUAAUUGCUCAAGUUUUUCGACUUUCUACACUUUCCUGAUUGAAUUUCCGCCACUUUUCACUUAGAAUGACAAUAUGUCUGAUGGCUAUGAAAGUAUUCGGCUUAAAAUCCAAGCCAGGGUGUAUCAUACUGUAAGUUGAAGUUUAGUUUUCUAGAAGAGAGAGAGGAACUGGGAAGGAAAAUGUCUUGCGGUCACAACAGUUGAUCGUGUUCCUCCUUCCCCUCUUCCCCCUACUACUUCUCCUUGUUUUCCGGUGGUUGUAUGCUUGACCUUCAACUGUGGCAUUCGGUGUUGUUUCCUUCCGUCCACCGGGUUUUUCUCCCCUCAAUUUUCACACCCUGGAUUGUUGGAUUAAAAUAAUUGUUUGAAAAGAUUAUGUUGAUCACUCUUUGUUCAAGUUGAUUGAUCGGCCAAAAUAGGUUGAAGUCUUGGUUUAUGAGAUAAACAGAUUGUAAAACACAAAUACAUACUGUGGCGUACUACCUUGCACUGAUAUCAAAUUCCAUUCUCGGAAAAGUGAUUGAUUGAAUUAGGACAUUCUUUUUGGAAUUUUUGGAUGUCCGAUUGCCUUUCCUUGGCUUAUUCAUCCAAUUCGCUUAUUCCAGGUCCGUAUCUACUGCCAGGGCUCAGAACUCCCAGCGAGCCCGAUUUCUCUGCAAGUGCACACUCAAGAGGAAACCAGAAGCUCAUCCCGAGCUGCUUCUCGUGCUUUCCCAGAAAAUCGCAAUCCAACGACAUCUCCCACGGCGACUACUGUAGUCAAAACUACAGUUUCGCCAGUUGGCGACCCAAGAGAGCCCGGUAAAGUUACGCAAAUCUCGUCGGAAACUGAAGUAAGUAAUCAAUAAGCAACACGAGUGAUAGAAGAUUGUGUUCAGGUGGACAUAUCGCACAAAUCAUUCGCGCAGCGACGUCUCCACAUUAUCAAGCAGCUCGAGGCGCAACACGUCAAUCAUAUAGCGCAGGUAUUCGAACUGUUUAACCUUGAAUGUGAAAUAUAUUAGCAGUUUUUAUCGGGUGCUAGAGAUCGUCUCAACACUACUUCAUCAAAUGAGAAGUGAGAUGACUUAUUUUGUUGGCAGUCAUCCAAAUAGAUAAGCAAAGAACGUUAGAUAGCAUUCAUCAAUCACAAAAGUUCCUCGCCUCUAAAUAUUUUCAUCAAUGUCAUAUCUUCUUAUUUUGAAAGGUUCAGACAAGCUUUCCACCUCGCGCUAGCCGAAAUACCUGUUCGUUUUGAUAAUGUUACAUUCAUUGCAGACGAAAUCGCAUCACCAACAACAACAACCUCAUCAGUCUCAACCUCUCCACUCGCAGUCACCGUCGAUAGUUCAAGUCGUGCAGGUUGGUGAGAGAAAUUGGAGAGAGGAAUUCGGUAAUAAAAACAGAGAAGUGAACUGAACUACGCGUGACUUUUACUCGCUAACUUAUUUGCGAUUACUUCUCUUUUUCUUCACCUUUAUCCCUUUACAACUAUCACUAGAUUCCUUGAAACUUCUGUGCUAUAAUUUUAGUAUUAUGAUUUCUAAAGAUUCUAAAGACAAAAUGCCUACCGUUCCAUUCAUUUCGGCUUGUUUUCAUCUUCCGCAGUUUACGAAUGCGCCAGCUUAUUGCUUAUCAGUUGAUAACCCGUUAUUUAUUGCCGUACUUCCAGCCCGCUCAAAGCAGCUCCAAAAUUCCGCCGCCACCACCGAUUCCGGCUGUUUUGGAGGCAUCCGCGUACAAAGAAAUGCCACUGACCAGGUCACCAGACGUUGGACUCGUUUCAUUCUCAGGGCUCACCGAGCCCUGCUCUGUUGGCUCUAUUGUAGAAGUUGUGGUAUGCUGGAUUGUUGUGAAAUGUACGUGCAUUGUGACUUUUACUCAACAUUUCAGAUCAAUGCUCAUGGCGACGCAGUAUCCGGAUCAGUGUACGUGGAAGCAGUCUCGCCGUCCGGAAAAGUACACCCCUGUAGUGUGCGCCAUCAAAACAACUCCUACACAGCAACGUUCACCCCUCAAGAAGUCGGUAUGUUAGGGAGAAAGGGUCCAGGGGGGGGGGUACUGCGAGAAGGCCAAAGGAUCUUGUCAGUUGUCGAGAUCUUGCGGUGAAAGAGACCCUUUCCAAAUCGGCGGGCCGUAUCUUUUGAUGACACACCGGUACCAAUGGGGGCCAAUUCAACCUUCCAAUCCUUAUGCCCCCGAACGGACUCUGCCAGACCAGAUAGCAAUCAAAGAACCCCACGAUAUCUUCUUACAAAGAUGAAUUAACGAAAAAACACGGAGAGAAGAAGAAAAACGGUAUUUUUUUGCAGGACUCUGGCGAAUCGGCAUUCUGUACGAUGGCGAACACAUUCGAGGAAGCCCGUUCGCAUGCCAGGUUUAUCAGUCGGCGAUGAUAACGCGCCAACAUGAUUAUGAUCGGUUUAACGAUGCGUUUGUAGGUGUUCGACGCUGGUCUCGUCAAUGUUUAUGGUCUUGAUGUGGGCUUGGUGGGACAAGAACUCAGGUUCUCGGUGAACACUGUUCAGGCAGGGCAUGGAACGUUGAAUGUGAGUGGGAGGCAACGUUUUUUCGGAAAUUUCCCAGUCAAACUAUGGGAAUUGCCGUUUUGAUCAUAUCACAUACGAUAUCUUGUCACCCUUUCCACCGUAAUUCGAUGAUGAAAUGAGAUGUGAAUUGCAAUUGCAAUUGGGUGUUGGACGCAUUCCUUCCGAUUAGUUCGCCAUGAUAAAUGAUUUGCCAAGUCAAGAACACAACUUUCAGGUAUCCGUAGUACGUCACGGUCGUGAGAUCCCUUUGACUGUUGAGGAACAAGGCAACUCAAAAGUCCACAACGUUUCUUUCGUUCCUGACGGUCCGGGACAGUACAAAAUCCACGUUUUGUUCAAUAGAAUGGAGAUUAAAGGUUUGUUACUAACUAAAAACUUGAAAAAAUUUUGAAAUUUUCAGGUUCUCCGUUCAUUUUGGACAUUGCCGAUGCAUCGUCUGUGUCUGUUUACGGCGAAAACCUGAGAUCGGCGUCUGUGGGGAAAACAGCGUCUUUUCUGGUGCACGCCGUUGGAGCCGAUGCAAAGGAUAUCAGUGCUUACGUCACAGGUAUUUUUGCCUUCUCCCUCACUAAACUUUUCACAUGUUUGUUGGCAACUAACAUCAAACUUACUUUUCCACCCAAUUUUCCUUUAAAACAUUCCGCAUGAAACACCAUUUUCCCCGAGAAUUUUUUGUUUAAAAUUAUCUUAAUCGAAAAAGUAAGCCGUCCAAGUCAACUGGUCCGUCUCUCUUCAAAUGUUUUUCGUUCAGUUCAAUCUAUGUUAAAGUGGGUACGGUAUGUUCAAUGUUUUACUUUUUCACUACUUUUCUAUUUAUUGCAAUGAAUAAGUUGUAGCGCCUUCCGGUGAGAAAUCGUCAACAAAAGUUGUCACUUUGGAUGAUGUCACAUUUCAACUCGAAUGGACGCCAAAAGAGCCAGGUUCGUAAUGAGCGCCUCCGCACACAAAUUGGAUUUGUUUGCUUGCCCUUGUUUUUGUCAGAAAUGUGUCCAUAUGACACGCAUCAUCAUCAUCAUCUUUCUUUUCCUUUCUUAUUUUUUAUUUCUCUCUCUCUCUCUCUUUCUGACACAAAGUUUGGAAAAUAUGAUUCUGAAUUCGAAAAAGUAUUUGUGUUGUUUAGUGGCAAAGAAAAGUGAGACUACUCUUAUCAUACAUAGAAACUAACACCUUUCGUUAUCGAGACACGUAUCUAGUUAAUCAGUACCGAUCACUUUUUGGCCAACUUGCCCAACCAUCUAUCUCGGUUUUUGGGUGUGGUUUUGGUUGCUUUGAUGCCAUUUGUCAGUUCCUAGUACUCUUCAGCGCAAAUUCCGUUUUUUCUUCUCUCUAUAGUUUUGGAUUUUCAGAAAUUGUAGUCGGCAACAUUCUUUUAACAAACCUGUCCACUUGAUUGUGUUUUUGUUUUUCAAGGUUUCAUUUUUUUCAGUCAUUUGUAAUCGUUUUUAGUCAAUCUUUCAACACCUUAAGAUUAGAAUUAGAAACACUGUUUUUUUUAACACUUCCGAGCUUUUUUCUAAGCUGAUAAGGUGCUCUAUACCUAGCGUUCCGAGGUAUUUCAUGGGUGGUCGGGUCGCGUGGGCUCUAUAGAAAAACAUGGUUAGUCAUACCAUUAGGGGGAACUGAUAACAGGUAAUGCAACCUUUUCCUCCUCCUCCGGCCUCUUUCUCCUUUCCAACCAUAAAAGUAGGUUUUAGGGGGGAAAACCGCACCGGUGUGUGGGGGGUAAUCGACAUUGCGCCUAAUGUUAUCUGUCAAUAUCUCUCUAUGGUGUCCUUCUUCUCGCCAUCGUCUCGGGACACGAGAGUAGCGAUUGCCGGCCGGCCCCCAGAAAUCUCUCGCUCUCCGUUUGUUCUUCUUCUUCUUCCACCUCCUUCUUCCCUUUCCGUGUUGCGUCGACAUCGACGACGUCUUCUUCUUCUUCUUCUUCUUCCGACGGUUGUUGUCGUUCCCCCCUCGGCCGACCAUCGAUUAUUUGUUGAUGACAACAGACACACACGCCGAUUUAACGAUUCUGAUUAGACCACCCAAAUUCCUGUCUUUUUUUGGCGCUAUCAUCACAUAAUAAGUAAGUUUUGCAGGCGAACACAGUGUGGAUGUGAUGCUGGCGGACCAACGAGUGCCUGAUGCGCCGUUCGCGUGCAACGUCGGAGCGCCGGACCUGGUGCAUGUGCGCAAUAUGCCACGUCGCAUUCUACCGUCGAAACUCAACACAGAUCACUCGUUUGAAAGUGAGUUCGGUUAAACUAGUUCUCAUGUUCCCUCUGAAAUUGUGUUGCGAUUCAUGCCAAUUUAUUCGAAAACUAUGCCAUUUUCGACUUUUGCCAGAUUAGAUAACCAAAAAACUUGAGAGAGAGAGAGACGUGCGCGAAGUUUCUUUAGAAAACAACAACGUUUUUGUCUCAUUAGUCACUCCCCACCUUCCGCCGCUCGCUGACCAUUCCAAACGGUCACAGACAGACAAACAUUUAUGACGACAUGUCAAUUUGAAAUCGGCUGACCCACAUUUACAAUUUGCGUAACCCCAAGUGUCUGGAAGAGCGCUUUGUCAGCUGAAAGUCAUGAAAAGUCAGGUGAACACAAGUGAACAACACAACUGGUACACAAAUACAUAAACACAGUCAGUUUCGACUUUUUAUUUCGCCGUCUCCCUUUAAUUGUACCUACCUGCGCAAACCCAACCUAUUCGGACAAAUCCACACAGACACGCACAAACUUUAUUUUGUCACUAUACCCUACUAACUACGGUCUAUGCUCAAAUUUGGAGUGGAACAACUUUUUGCCAAGAUCACCAACACUUGACGGAUCAGAAUGCCGAACUUUACUUACACGACCGGUUGGUUAGCGGGAAAAAUGGGCGAGAGUUCGCGCGGAAAGAAGAGGAGAUGCUCAUUCACUUCUACAAUAUUUGUUUACCUUUGAGCAGAAAAAAUGAAGGGAAAAGGGAGAGCAAGAGAGAGAGAGAGUUUGUAUCCAUCCUUCGCUCGCUCGAGUGGCACCGGGUCGCUUUGUAGGAGCCCGUCGGCACACGUACUUACUUUUUGUCGCGCAGGCGCAAGCAACUCCCCCUGGAACGCUGAUUUUUGUGUGCAUAUGUGUAUGGCACAAAAGUCAGCACAAAAUGUUUGGUUUCGUUCACUUCUGAUUCUCUUUUAGUGUUCUGUCCUGACCGAAGGCCGUUGUGCAAAAUAUCUUGAUACACAAUUUUAUUUUCCAAAAACAUUUAUGCCCCCCCCCUUCCCUUCAAAAAUUGGAACGAGACAAAGCCAAAAUCCAGAAGCUGUUACUCUCACUAUCAUAUUUCUUUUCUGCCAGUCAACUUUUGAACAAAUAAACAGAAACGACGAGGGGCGCCAAUUCCAGAAAAACGCCUCAUAUUUGCCAAUGACACCGUAAUCCGCGAGAAGACCCCCAGAUGUUUCUGUUUGCGGAAUGCAACAAUCUUGAGAAAUUUUGACGCACAUAGGGCAGGCGGGGUGAAAAAGUACAAAACCUAUGUCAUCCUCGGUUCCUUUUUUCGUUUUUCUUCAGUUGUAGUGUUUGUUUGCGCGUCCGACCCAACCUCAAAAUGCCACUGUCUCUAAAUAGUUUUUUCCUGUUUCUUGUCUCUUACAAUCUGUAAUUAUAUCUUUUUUUUCAGUCGACGCAUCUGCCGCCGGCUCCGGCAAUCUCGAAAUCAUGAUCAACGGCGGCCGAGUGCCAUGCCGCGUUCGAGAACUUGGCAGCCGUCAGUACAUGGCUAUUUUUACACCCACACAGGUACAUCUCCCUUGAGUGUUUCUUUUAAUUUCGAGUGUUUUUGUGUUUCAGUCCAUCACUCACACGAUCGAGAUGAGGUUCAACGGAGAACACGUUUCGGGAAGCCCGUGGAAGUUGCCAGUGGAAGAUCGCGGUGAGAGGCGACAGGAAAUGGAAAGGUAUGUACAUACUCGAAAACUGCCACACACAUGAAACGGUGAGACAAAAUCGCGUACGCGUACACAUGCGCAUACACACACAAGUCGAACAGACCGAAAGGAAAGAAAGAGAGAGAGAGAGAGAGACAAACAACUUUUACCGACAUGUGCGUCUUUGUUUUUAUUACUUCACUUGAUCGCGAAACCUAUAAAAUGACAUAUGUAAGAAGGAAAAGCUGAGAAGAAGAAUAAUGGAGAAAGAAUGUGUUGCGUUUUCAGAACCAUGUCCUAUUACUCGGAGCUUUCGGGUCCGGGACUCGUCAGAGCUCCUGUCGCCCGAACGGCACAUUUUGACAUCACUGGCGAAGGCCUCGAGCUUUCGGACAUUCAAGCCAAGAUCUUUGGGCCUGACAACAAAGAAUACCCGAUUCGAAUCAUUCCAAGAACCGCUGGCAAAUACACGGCCGAGUACGAGAUCGAACAAGUCGGCGAACAUCAUCUGACCGUUUGGAUCGCCGGCAGAAAAGUCGACGGUUCGCCGCUCUCAGUCGCUGGUUCGUUUGUAAUUUGAUACACUUUUCUCCCUUACUCUCUCUCUUCGUUAUCAAAUAAACACACAAGUUUUGCAGGCUACGCAACCGAAAAAGUUCGCCUGGAACCGUUGGGCGGUGGUGCGCCGAAUCAGCCAGUACAGUUCUAUGGUAAGUGAGUGUAGAGAUUAGAGAGGAUAGAGAAAGAGAAAGAGAGAAAGAGUAGGCGUCGCAAAACGCUAGGCGGAAGCGUUAAAAUUCGAGGCAGUAGCGCGUAUACAGGCGUGUACAGCAACUACGCAGUUUGGUUCAGUUCAGUUUUCUGAUACCCCCGUCCUUCGAUAUUGUACUGUUCUAAUUCUGAGAAAAACAGCAGCACCUGGCGCAAGCUUCUAAUUAGAGUGAGCGGACCGCCCGGGGGUGAUGAGUGACAGUCAGCAACAUGAUGAGGUUGUCAAACCGGCGAGGGUUCCUGCUUCGACAACCACAAAACCGAGUUAUUACUCCCAACUGUAUGUGAUUCCUGCAGUGGACGCCGUCGAAGCUGGUAAAGGACAACUCGAGAUUUCUGUGAACCAAGGAAGAGUGCCGAAUAAUGUGCAAAUGCAAGGCGCCGGAAGGUACCGUACAUUUUUAAAGAUUUUUGAUAGUUUCUGCUUUUCAGAUGUUUGGUCACAUUCAUUCCUCAACAUGCUGGUACUUACGUCAUUGAUGUCACUUUUAACGGCGAGCAAGUUCAUGGUAAGGCCUUGAUGUAACCCUUCACUUUCUCUCCAUUCCGUGUGUUCGAAUCUAAUUAGACAAAUUUAAUAGCAUUACUAGAGGAAAAGAUGCUAAACAAGUUUUCUCUUUUUUCUCUUCUUUUUUUUUGAUUUUGCCAGCCACUGUUGCAGUUGCAAAAAAACAACUACUGCCGUGUACACGUUAAUCCUUUGUGCAGAUUAUCACACUUUAGUAUACCAAUACCAUAUAUAUAUAUACAAAAACUUUCCAAUUUUCGAUUUCCGAUACUUUGAAUGAAACUGAAAGACGAAACAAAAGCAAGAACUCUAACAAUUUCACCUUAAUUGCAGGUUGCCCGAUCAAAGUAGAAAUUCUGCCAAAACAAGUGGGUCAGCAGAUUCACGCUAAUUUGACGCCGACCGCUGUUUCGACCGCCAUUUCAGCUGGUUCGUUGUGUUCGUCCUUCUUCGGAACGGGGAUAAGAUGAGGCAGAAUAGGAAUGAACGCACUGACCAUAGAUUGACAUGACAUUUAGAUGAAGUGCGUUGUGUGUCCGUAGAAAACUGUAGAGACAAAGGUCGAUCCUUAUGAUUAGCGGAAAUUGAAAAACCGGAAUCUCUUCUUCCGAUUGAUUGUUACACUCCGUUUAAUCUUUUCGAGAGUUAUUGGACAGAAAGAACGGUUUAUGGUAAUUUGAACAAGAAUUCACUCAUCCAAACCAAUAGAGAAGGGCAUAGAGAAGGGUUAACACAAAAGUAUUGUUAAGAAGAGUCAUUGCAGUCAUUUAAGAAAAACCUGUUUCAAGUUUAAUCUUCAAAUAAUGGCUAUUUUACAGGAGGAACCUCUUCGAUCUCUGGUGCUUUCCGCGAGACCGCUCGUUCUCCACUUUCCGCCAGAAGUCCAACUUCCCCGACGCUUCUUCAACAUGCCCGACAACGUUCCGAAGAGACCAUGCUCCGAAGCCCGCAACUUCUUAGAGAGUCUAGAAAAGUUGAGAAGCCCUGGCAAACGGUACGCAUCCCCCCUCCCUCCCAAAUUUUCAAAGUACAAGUAUAUUUUCUCGUUUACAGUCAUAUGCGCCCACUUCGUCGCGCAACGCGUUCUCCCAAUCGCCACACCGUGAUUGGAGCGCCUCAAGCGUUUACGAUCGAGUUUACGGCUCAAGCAGCGAUGUGGAACGCACGUUGUCGCCAAGUGACCCGUCACGAAACCGUAACAUCCGAGAGACAACGACAGUAAUCCAUCGGACUCCGUCGCCAACUGGUUUGAGGUAAAUUCCUAAACUCGAUUUGAAGAAGAGGAUGAAGAAAUCAUCAUUUUUGUUAGUGACACAACAAAUUAGGCGUUUUCUCCCCCUUCUUGUCUGUGUACGCAUGCGGUCUUCAUCUUCUUUUCCUUUUUCUUCUCCCUCCCUGCUAACUGGUGUCAACAAUCAAUUUGAUUUGUGGUUGUCACUCUCUACAAGCAGAACGAGACUGUUUUAACUGUACAAGUCCCUUCUCUAUCCAUUUUUUCCUUCCAAUUUCUCACUAUCCUAUCCUUUACAGAUCCCACCAAAUCACGGAAACUAUCACUCGCACUACUCACCGCUCUCCGUCGCCGCCAAGAGGAGCGUCGAAUACGUCGUACGGAAGCGUCAGGUAACUGUCCCUGUCUUGCACUUUUCCCUUAAACUAUCUGCUUCUAGAAACUAUCUAUCUGUACAUCUGAGCACCACUCUGACAACCAAAUUAUUUCAGAACUCAAGAGUUUGCCGAAAGAAUCGCUCGCUCCCCAUCGCCAACCGGAUACGAACGCGAGUUCAUCGAGAAGCGCACCACGUAUAGAUCGCCGUCCCCAGCUAGAACUUCCAGCGUGGCUCACUCCCACAUCAGCGAGGUUCCACUCUCUCCGAUCCAGGGACUCGAUACUCCGUUUGAUACCGCUGAAAGAGUCAAGAAGGUGGAAAAAAUGGACCCAUUGGCGGAUGAGGAUGAGCGUGAACGCCGACGAGUCCAGCUUGAAAGGGAUACCAAGAACACACUUGGAUACACUGUUGCUCAGUACGGAGACAGCCGUUCGACCCCAGAGAGAAGAUACUUCGGAGACACCCUUGACAAGAAGGACCGUCCACCGUCUGCCGGAUACUAUUCUUCGGCUCAGCAAAGACCGACUUCUCCGGAAUACUCCACGGUUUACGAACGCUAUGAGAGAAAACCGGAGAAACCGGAUCUACCACCGCCGAGAAUUGAGGGACACGUGUCUGCCAGCUACAAAGGAUACGAGCCGGUGUACUCGGAAGUCACUACGACCCGAACAACCACUACCACCGAGUACGAGAACAUCGACAAAAAGCCGAAUGUUCCGAGAAGAGCUCCGACUCCAGAGGGCUAUGUUGAGCCGGCCAGUGAUAAUGAGGAGAAGAGCAAGCAGACGUUCCUGAGAACUCAAUCCGCAAAGGUGUUCGAGCCAGAAGAGAGUCAGCCCCACCUUCAUCGUUCUGAGGAGAAGGAGUCGAUCUACGACCUUCCGCCACAGGAAACUUUGCAGAGGCACCCAGAAGCCCCGUCUAUCGCUAUUUCCGAAAAAGACCAGUCAGCCGCAAUUGCCGCCUACGCUCGAGGAACCCGUGAGGACAUCUACGAAGCGUCUCGCAAUGUUUCGUGUCCACCAGCUCCCAAGAUUGCAUACGACGAGAAAUCGGAGAAGAAACAACGAGAGUACUAUGGAAUUGGAAAGAUUGACGACGGAGAGCCUGCUGGAGAGUGUCCACCAGCUCCCAAGAUUGCCUUCUCUGACAGCACUGAGAAAGUCGUUCGCGAACAAUAUGGUCGUGUGAAAGAAGAAGUCACUGGACAAUACCCGCAAGCUCCAGAAAUCCACUUGAAAUCUCAUGAAUUGGAAGAAGCUAAGAAGGAUUAUAUUCAGGCGAAGAACGGCGAUGAGAAGGGAGACAAGUCAUGCCCACCACCCCCAAUCAUCGAAAUUAGCGCAGUUGAACAGGCUCGCAGAACUGAGGAGUAUCUUCGUGUGAAGUCUGAAGACGAUAAAAUUCUGGCGAAACACGGUUUCACUCGCAAACCGGAGCCGUCCAUUGAGAUCCAGGAGCCAGUGACCGAACAGAUUCGUGACGACGUGGUCGAGGCUGCGAUCGCUCCGGAAGUCGCUUUGAGACCAACCGACGAGCUUCCACAUUCUCCUGCUCCAUCUUCCAAGUCCACUCCAGCCACUACUCCGAAAAUGUCUCUGAAGUUCAAGAAGGACGGAAAAGAAGGAAAACUUUUCGAUUUUGGAAAAAGCAAGUUCGUCUGCAAGCAUGACGUCAUCAGACGUGGAAAAGAAGUGGAGGUCAAGCUGGAGGGUGUAAAACUUGGAAAGGAAGAUCAUCUUCGUGUAGUUGUUCUGCGUAAGUUUUGGGUCUUCUUGACGAUCUAAUAAUUUAAAAAUUCUUCAGCGCCAGUCAACAAAUCUAUCCCCGGAGCCAAUGGUGGUCCACCAACCGAAGUUGAGACCAAAGUGAAAAAGAGCAGCAGCAAGUACGAGAUCACGUUCAAACCGACCGAUGUGGGAACCCACAAGGUGUUUGCCUAUGUGAACGAGAUCCAACAUCCGCUCUCACCGUUCGCUGUCCGCGUUUACGAUGCAUCGGAAAUUAUCGUCGGCGAAAUUCCAAGCCAAUCACAUCUCAAUGACACUGUCGAGUUUACCGGUAAGUGUCUCACUGAAUACUAGCUGUGCGAAGCGGGCGGGCGGGGAAUUGAAAGAAAGUGAAAUAUGAUCUGUUACUUUUCCUUGCAGUGGACGCCGGACGCGCUGGCUUUGGAAAUCUUGAGAUGGCUAUUAAGGACGCCGACGGGGUCAUCAUUCCGUCUCAUGUGGCGCAGCUGGAAAGCGGUUCCGCCAAGUUCCUCGUCACUUUCACACCUGCUACCAAGGGCGCCCAUACCGUCAACAUCACUUUCAAUAAGGAGGUUCUCAAAAGUAAGAGCUAUCCAAACGUUUUUUUUUUGCUUUUUCAAGUGCUUUUUUCUUUUCAGACUCUCCAUUCGAAGUGAACAUCAUCGACGCACCGCUUCCGCCAGUUGUUCUCGAAUCUGCAGCCGUCGCUUCUCCGUCUCUGAGCAAAAAAGAGUUGAAGGAGCAAGAAAAGGAGAAGAAGCGAGAGGAGAAGGAACGUGCUAAACGCGAAAAAGAGGAGAAAGCCACUCUUAAACGGGAGAAAAAGGUGAGCUCUUUUCCGACUUUAAUGCCGUUUUGUUUUUUCUUGUUAGAAGAGCCAUGCGACCUCCGCAAAAGGCUGCUUGUGUAUUUUCAUACAUUAAUGUCCUAUGUCAUGUCAAUUGUUGUCAGAGUCAGGUUAGAUUUGCGAGCGUUUGCAACACUGUUUUGAGCUUUCAAUUCAACCCCACACAAAAGUAUGCUCAACCUCCCUGAGUGUUUUUCUGUUUACGGUUUCCUAAAGAUUUGAGAUGAGAGGCGAGGGGAACGAGGAAGAAAAACGCGCGCAUCACAUACGACAAAUAAUCCCAUAAAAGGAUUGGAAACGGCCUUGUCCGUGUCACCUCACGUCUAAAUCAUUCAAAGCGCGUUGUCUUUACCCGUUUUUCCGGUCGAAGCAUGCUUGUGGUUUUUGACUCACUUUCAACAUUUUGAAAGCGUCAACUUCUCAGCCAAUCCCUUUUUUGUCACCCAAGCAAAUAUUUUCUUAAAUUUCAGAGCAAGAGUCACAGAUUCCCGGCCAAAACGACUGUUUCAAAGAUUCCAUCACUUUCAAGGGUUGGACAACCGUCCUCCCUUGUGGUUGAGGUGUCCGGUCACGAUCAGCUUGAGAUUCGCGUCCUUGGUGAGUGAUUCCAGACAAAUGCCCGGAUUAAACCUGUUUCAGACGUACUAGACACCUAAAUAUAGCAGUUUUUCAAACAAAAAUAUCAUAUCACUUCUAUCCUACCCUCAACUAUCCCUCAAUGCAUGUUUUUAACUUCUCUACCCCUCACAAACAAAGUUUCAUAGGGGUUACUGACAUUUGCCAUUUCAGACAGCAAAAAAAACGAAAUUGGUACUGAGAUUGUUGAAAUUGAGCCGGGACACAUGCAAAUCAACUUCACUCCCGCUCAAGUCGGAGAUCAUGAGAUCGACGUCAGAUACGGUGGCGUGCCUGUGACUGGCUCUCCGUUCACCUGCAGAGCCUACGAUCCGGCUAAGAUCAAGGUCGGAGCUAUUCCAAAGGGUCUUCUCGACAAGCCAGUUUACUUCACCGGUCAGUUUCAUCUUCUCAACCUUUCCUGACCAAGUUUAUUUUCAGUUGACGCUUCUGAAGCCGGAGUCGGAAACCUCGAAGUGGCCGUUUGUGAGGGUAGAGUUCCAUCAAUGGCUCAUGCUUUGGGACACCACAAGUAUGACAUCAGCUUCGUUCCAAAAGAAGACGUUGACCACACCAUCACUGUCCGUUUCAACAACGAGCCCGUGCCAGGUAUCUGAGAAUGCGCAAGCAAACUCUGCUGACGCCUUUUUUGCAGGUUCCCCCUUCAUUUGCCAACUUAUCGCUACUGCUCAAGCAACUGCCGCCGGAGCUGGUCUUGAAAGAGUUCCAGUCGACGAGGAGACCGAUAUCCAGAUUCAAACUGAUGGUAAUUCAAACCUUUUCCAAAUGUAACUUUUUUUUAUUGAAUUUGCAGACGUCGAACUUGCGCCAGAGGCCCGUGUGCGUGACCCUCAAGGAAACGAUCUGCCGGUCAAUGUGACCCGCAGCAAGGACAGCGAGACCCUGCACAUUGCCACUUACGUCCCGAAAUGCGUUGGAAACCAUCUUGUCGACAUUUUCCUGGCCGGAGAACCAAUUGCGGGAUCCCCCUUCACCGCGAAGGCCUACGACGCCAGAAAGACCGUUCUGAUCCCGCCAACGAAUGCGGUUGUCGGAAAGCCAGCCACGUUUGUGAUCGAUGCCGCGCGAUCUGGUGCCGGAAAUAUGGAAAUAAUUGUAUCGGUUGACAACAGAAAUGUGCCGAACUUUGUGCAAGCUGAAGGACAGGCCCGUUUCAAGGUCUCUUUCACUCCACAAGACGCCAAGGAGCAUGUGAUCAGUGUGAAGUUCAAUGGAAUCAGCGUCCCCGGAUCUCCACUCAUCUGCGACGUCAGUCCGGCAGGAGCUGUUCCAGUCGUGCUUCCAGCUGCUGCUGCUCUUGGAGCUGGUGCUGGAGCCAUCGCUGCCACUCAACACGUCAAGCACACUCCACAACACUCCUCGGAGCCAGUUCCGGUCAAACAGACCACCACCACCGUGCUUCAGAAGACUCCGGAAAUCAAGGAGAAGGUCGAGAAGACCGGAUUGGCCAGAGAACUUCACUCGGCUCAAGUUGGACAGAAGAAGGGAUUCACCAUCGACAACAUCAACAAGUCGUCGGAUUGCAAUGUGGUUAUUACUGGUGAGUUAACAAUUCUUUGAAACUACUAUUGGAUUUGUCUUGUUCGUAUCUGGGUACCUUUCUCCUGGGUUCUAACGCAAACUUCUGUUUUGCUUUUUUCUCUGGGUUAAUUCGGACAUUCCUUGUUGUCCUGUCCUUGGUCUUGAAUGUAUGUGUGUUAUGUGUUCUGAAGCUCCGGACGGAUCGAUGGUUCCUGUGGAAGUGCAAAAGUCUUCAACGUCUGCGUAUGCAGAGUUCACGCCCACGCAAACUGGUGAGAUUACCCCUGCAUGCAAAGCAAAGCUGAAAAGAAAGUGUUCAGGCGAUCAUCUUGUGGAAAUUUACUUGGAUCAUGAAAUGAUUGACGAGUUUGUGAUCAAGAUCAGAGAUGAGAGACAUACACUUCCACCAGUGUGUCUUGCCGGCCAAAAGUACUCAUUUGAUGGUGAGUUGACUAAUUUUCUGCAACAAUUUGAAUGAUCGUUUGUUUUUCAGUGAACUCCGAUGACAAGAACCAAGUGCGCGUGACUAUCCGUGAACCUUCGGGACGAAUGCUGCCGGUCCAAAUGGAAGACCUUCCGGAGGGCGGUGUGCGUGUUUCCUGCCGCUUCAAAGAAGUCGGACCCCACUCAAUUGACGUUUUUGUUGACGACCAACCGAUUGGAGAGCGCAAAAUGCAAACAGUGAUUGACCCACUUAAUGGAGCACAAUUGGUCUCGGAGCCGAAACGUGAAAUUGUCGGGGAGCAAACCGAACUGAAGAUUCUUAUUGAUUCCGGUGUCGAAUCUCAAGUCGAUGUGAUUAUCGAGGGUCCGGACAGAGAGGAAAAUGAUGUUCACAUGAAGAAGAUCUCCGAGACGUUGUGGUCGGCCGUCUGGACACCAAAAGUUGAAGGCGAGCACGAGCUCUCAAUUCUAGUCGCCGGAGAGCAAAUUCCCGGAUCACCGUUCCCAAUCCAUGUGUUGGAUCCAUCGGCUGUCCGUGUGGUUGGCCUGAAGAACGCACCGGUUGGCGUCGAGCAGCAGUUCAGCGUGGACUAUACAAACAGCGGAGCAUCCAUCGCCACCGUUGAAGUCAGCCAUGGAGAUCAGCCAAUUCCGACCACCGUCAAGAAAGUGAAGCCAGGACAACUUUUGUGCACUUUCACACCAUUCGUGGACGGACCACAUCAGAUUGAUGUUAUAAUCGAUGGAGUUCCGUUGACAGGUAAACAGUUGUUUUUUUCUAUCCUUUGUCCCAUUCUAUCUAUUCCAAUUUUCAGACGGACCCUACGAAGUGUUCAUCAGUCAUCUGGGCACGGUUCGUGCCACAGGAGACGCGCUGAAAAAAGCUCAGCGGGCUCGAACGGCUCGUUUUGAAGUGAUAAAUGUUGAGCAAAAUCGUGGGGAACUUGAUGUCAUGGUGUCAGGUAAACACCAUCCACAAGAAUGCUCAAAACUCCCUCAAAUCUCUCUCCCCCUCCCACGCUUUCUUCUGAUACUGUGCCAAACUCAACUGACCCUAUUCAUAAUGUCAAUUUACAUCAUUUCAGAUCUGUUCAGCAUGUUCUUUUCAGUUUGUGUGUUAAUGUGUCUUUUUCUGUGUUUUGGGUGCAUGAUGUGACUUCUACUUUCUAUCUGUCCAAUGAUAUUUCAGAGCAAUUCCAGUGUUUCAGAACUAAUCUUCAACCAUUUUCAGAUCCAAAAGGAGGACCACUUCCGGUCCGUUGCUACAAGCAGCAAGAUGACAGUUACUGGGUCGAAUUCACUCCAGAACAUCUUGGAACUCACACAAUCGAAGUGACUUUCGGAGAUGUCCCGGUUCCUGGAUCACCAUUCAAGACUGAAGUCAUCGACCCGAAAAGUGUGGAAGUUCGUGGAUUAUCCGAACAGAUCCUUCUCCGUCAUGCCACUACUAUCAAUGGUAUGUAUAAUUUGACUCAAUUUUUCUUCAACACAUUUUUCAAAAUUUCAGUUGAUCGCCGUAAUGCUGGAAGUGGAGAGCUUCAAGUGGAAGUCACUGACCCGACUGGAUCCCCGCUCCGUGUUGAAAUGCUCAAGUCGCCAGGCGGCGAGGACCGCAUCACUUUCUUGCCAAACCAAACUGGACCGCACAAAGUCAAUGUGAAGGUCGCUGGAUUCCAGAUUCCUGGUAAAUUCGUGAAGUCAGAGUUACAAAACAUUAAAAAAAAUUUUCCAGGAUAUCCACAAACCAUCUUGGUUAGCGAGCAAGAAAAACCAGCGGUCUAUGGUGCGGCCGUCGAUCAAUCGAUAAAGAUUGGCGAGCCAGCUUCUCUGAUUUUUGACCCGAAGAAAAACAAUGGAGGUCUCAAGAUCCACGUUUCCGGCCCGGACAAUCAGAAGGUCCGCCACAAUGUGAUGCGCCGACCAAACGGAACCUCGGAAGUUGUGUUCUACCCGGAAGAGUCGGGCGCUUACAACGUCAGCAUUGACUUCAACAACCGCCCAAUCUCUGGAAGCCCGUUCGUUGUGAACGUUGUGGAUCCAACUAAAGUCAUUGUGAACGAUUUGGACAUGGACCGUGACGGCACGCUUCUCCUAAGACUUGGUCACUCGAACUCUUUUGAUGUUGACGCGACGGCAGCCGGACCCGGUACUGAAGUUAACGCUUCUCGACAAUUUUUCAUCAUUUUUUGUAGGCAAACUUCGCGCGGAAGUUCGAGACGCCGACAGUUCGCUGAUCGGUGAUGGCCCGGUUGUCGAGGACAUGGGACAGGGGAAAUACCGCGUUCGAUUCAAUCCAGAGCAACCCGGAAAGUACGUUUUCUUUUGUUGGACUGUUUUCCAAGUAAAAUUGGUGAACUUUUAGGUACUCAAUCUACCUGUACUGGAACGAGUUGCCGGUUGAGAGCGCAUUCCCAGUGAGAGCCCGAUCGUCCGCUGAAGAUUUGCCGACAACUUCGCGUGCCGUCAGAGAACCAGUCCCACCACCGACCAACGUUUCCUAUCAUGCACGGUAACUCAUUUUAAACCGGUUUACAUCUAAAUCAAUUGAAUUUCAGUGAAAAGUCGUCUAGCUCGAGUGUCGACGAAGAGGUCGGCCGGAUAAUGGUCCGAGGAGAUGGACUUCACAGAGCGGUCCUCAAGGAGCACAACGAAUUCAUCAUCGACGGAAGCGACAUCAACAAAGAGGGUCGUAUCACUGCCACGUUGCUCGGAUCUAAGGCAGACAUCCCAGUAAGAAUACAACAGCUCGGACACAACGUUUACAAGGCCACGUACACCCCGCUCACCGGAGGAACCUACGAGCUGCACAUUCUGUGGAACGGAAAGCACGUGAAAGGAUCGCCGUUUGCUGUAUCCGCUGACACUUCUGCCCACCUCGCUGACCUCAUUGACGUCGAUGCUUCCACUCUGAAGAUUGGAAUCAUCAAUGAGAACAUCAAGACGGUCAUUGAUACCCGUCGCGCCGGAUCCGGACAGCUUUCGGCCCUUUGCAUGGGACCAGUCAAGCCGGCGUACUGUGAACUGUAUGACCACCGUGACGGAACUUAUGCUCUUUGCGUGAGACCAGCUGAGAUUGGAAAACACACUCUGGUGAUCAAGUACAAUGAUGAGCACGUGAAAGGAAGUCCGUUCGUCGUUCACGUCUCUCUUCCUCCAGAUCCGUCCAAGGUCCGCGUCUACGGUCCAGGAGUCGAACACGGAAUUCUUUCUCUGUCAGUUUUUCGAUUUACGUAUCAAUGUACUCAAAUAGAUUCUUUUCAGGUUCAAAUCCAACUUUGUCGUCGAGACCCGAGGUGCCGGAGCUGGUCAGUUGACUGUUCGUGUCCGAGGACCAAAGGGAGCGUUCAAUGUCGAAAUGCAAAGAGAAAAGAAAAAUGAGAGAACGAUUCACUGCAAGUAUGAGCCGAAGGAGCCAGGAGAUUAUCAGGUAGGACCCAGACUUGAUCACGACGGAUGAAAUAUAAAAUAAAUUUUAGGUCGAAGUGAAAUGGCACGGCGAGCACGUGCCCGGCAGUCCGUUCCUCGUCAUGAUUGUCGACACUGAGAAGGAGCUGUCUCGGUUCCUCCGCGGCGAGGCUCCAUCGCCAACCCCGGCCACUCCGUUCAUCCCACCAGGAUGGGUCGCCCCACCACCGCCAAUGUUCCAGAUGGGCCCAGCACAGCAGCGUUACCUUCCACAGCACUUUGGACCAAUGGGCGUGCCGAGCCCGUACGGAUCGGUUCCGCCACCCACCAAACAUAAAGGACGCAAUCAUUAAGUUGACACGAUUAGUGACACCUCAAAUAUCAUAAAAGCCACGAAACAGCAGUCCUUCCUAGUUCAUUCAUUUUCAUUUUUCUGUUUUUUGUCCCAAUUCUUCCCAAAGAAUGUUUAGAUUAAUAAGAAAAUCUUGCUUCUCCUUGUCCCCUCCCAAAAUACCCAAUUGAAAAUGUGAUACUUUCUCUGAUGAUGACACAAAACUUUCCUUACUUCUCCCUGCUCAUUCUACUUCCUUACUUACUUUUCGGAAAUACUCCUGCCAAACACCUUUUUUUCGUCUAUUCUUACCUAGUUUUUCUCUCUUUUCCACAUUUUUGCACCCAUUCAAUGCUCAUUAAUAAGAUGAUUAACAUCCUGUGCUCCUCCUCCUUAUAUCGUUCCAUUAUAUCGUACUUCUGUCUAGCAUAUUAUGCGCCUGUCAUACUCUCCCUCUCCAAUUUCAAUUAGCUGUUCGUUCAGAUGUUCUAUUUUGCUGUGAGUGACCUUCAAUAAAGUUUGACAAGCCAGAACAGAACCAGGACACGCGCAACACAGAAACAGUGUCGUUUCUUUCUUGUUCCUUAUCAAUCGGGAUACAAUAUAGGCCACAUUGUAGUUUACUAACAUUAUCGAUCAACACCGGUCAACUGUCAUUACUGUUUUGGCUGAUAAGUCACCAAACUUCACUUCAAGGUUUACGAAAUAUCAUUUUUGAACCGAGUCUAUUUUCAGAAAUGUCCGCCGAUCUUAUUCUGUCGGAGAAAAAAGGAAAAGUCUUCUGGGUCACUCUAAACCGUCCGAAAAAGUACAAUGCACUCACUCGAGUGGUCUGUUUUAAAGGAAAAAGUACAUGCAAAGGUAUUCAGAUAAUUUCAGAUGUUUUUGGACUUGUGCAAGAAGUUCAAAGAAGCCGCAGAUGAUGAGGAAGUGAGCAUGGUUGUGUUGACUGGAGGUAACUAAUCGAUUUCUUGAAAUUAUAUAUUUACUGAAAUUUUAAAGGGAAAAGCAAAUAUUACUGCGCUGGCAGCGACUUUUCUCCAGCUGAACUUGCUACUUUGACGUCGGUUUCCACGGAAAGUUGAAAAAAUACCUUGAAUUAUUUGUUUCAGGGAAAUAGAGCACCACGGAUACAAGUACUUUGUCGAUGUCCUCAUUGAGUACCCAAAACCAGUUAUUGCUCUUGUCAAUGGUCACGCAGUUGGCAUUUCCGUCACUACAUUGGGCUUAAUGGAUGCAGUGAUUUCUAUCGAUACAGUACACAUGUUUUUCAAAGAAGCAGUUCGCAAAAAUUACGUUUUAGGCCACUUUCGCCACUCCAUUCGCUGAUAUUGGAGUGUGCCCGGAGGCUUGCUCCAGUUACACUCUUCCCAGAAUCAUGGGGCAUCAGAAAGCAGCAGCUCUGAUGCUGUUCAGUGAGAAGUUCACCGCCCAGGAGGCGUAUAUUGCUGGGCUCGUGACUAAGGUUCCAGAAUUCAAAGAAAACGGAUUCGAAUACAGUUUUUAUAGGUUCUGCCGGCCGCAACAUUCGAAGAAGACGCCAAGAAGAUUAUCGAUCGCUGGGCAACUCUCUCCCCAUGCGUAAGUUUUUCUCCUUCAAAUUUCUUCAAUUCUGUCCGUCUUUUUCAGACCAUGAAAGUUGGAAAAGAGCUGAUGAGGACCAUUCCGCAUAAAGACAACUUGCUGACCAUAAAUCGGAAGGAAGAAGUCGAGUUGAAUGGGAUGUUCUCUCAUGAAGACACGAUCGCUCGACUCACCGCCAAAUUUGUGAAACCAUCUAAAAUUUGA
Molecule: messenger RNA, 23250 nt
Organism: Caenorhabditis sp. 36 PRJEB53466
Lineage: Eukaryota; Metazoa; Nematoda; Chromadorea; Rhabditida; Rhabditidae
Source: the annotation of a GenBank genome assembly